AUGGACCCGCCGUUUUUUGUUGUCGAACCCGCGACAUCCGCUGACACUCUACGACCGCCACCAUCACCGCUGUCGUCGUCGUCCACGACAACCAACACGCCCGACCUCUCCUCUGACGACCGUGAGCGCAGCUCUACCGAGACUACCAUAGUCACCAUUUAUUCCAUGUAUGAGGAAGACGCAGGCAGCUGGUCUGUCCCCCCUUCUCUCCAGGCUCAUUCUCAAUACCGCUCUCCGAAGGACGGAGAGGUCGACGUAACUGUUGUGGGUGUCGACCAGCGAGCAUCAACCACCAGGUGGACUUCGAGACCCAUUGAAGAUAGUGCGUUCUUUGAUACGUCUGAAUGGCCUCGCACCAGCCUCGUCCAGCAGCCCAAACACUCUGGCGCGUCACAUGGGUCUGCGUUGUGCUCAUAUGCCGACGAUCGACCACAUUCCAACAUCGAGCCGCAGACUUCGCACCUUGAACUCAAAGCUCAAGCGGUACCGCGAAAUUCCUCGAAUGGCUCGUUGUUGUCUGCCUCUAGAGAUAAUCGUCCAGCCUCGGCUCAUUCAAGUCGACCCUCAUCUACUCAUACCCGCCUUCCCGUUACAACCUCCGGCUUGCCAAGUUCACCCCGCCCGCCAAACCGCAAUACUCUAACCGACAGUAAUGAGGAUUCAGCUUCUGUUUCAUCUCCGCCUAUCCCUUCCUCGUCCUACAUUGAGCCCGCACCUGCACCCUCACAACACCAGUCUCAACGCAUGCUCACACCUCCUUCUUCCCCACCACGCGUCUCAUCUGUCACGGGCUCACCGUCGAGCACGCCGUCUAUUAUGCCACUGCCUAACGAAGACCCGGACGGAUUUCACGUGCGGUCGACGUACGCACAACUGGACGUCUGUGGCGUUCGGGGAGACGGAUAUGAAGAAGGCGUAGAGCGGACACGCGCGCGGAUAGGAGGCAGUCGAGCGAGCGAGCUGGCAGCAUUGGAGGCACUUGGUGACGCAUACGAGAAAACAAGAGAACUAACGUCUCAGGAGCUUGGCAUGCUCUCCAGUUUGGAUCGAUAUGGAUUCUACGUGACACCGUCGCACGAUCGAAUAGCAUUGCUUCCUGUCGGCCCGUUGCUCAAGCCUUUAGUUCGAGUGACAACGGCAGUCACAAAUACUUCUGCUAGCGUGUCACUACUUCCAAGCCUUCCUUCUACUGCUACCCCAUCGAAGGAGCUAGGACGUGUAGUCAAAUGGGGCCGAAUGUUGGUACCACGUUCGCGCGAUCAAGGACAAAACAUCGACGCAUGGGGGAUCAACCCGUCGAAAGAGCACAAGCUGCGCGAGCGGACCUUCAAGGGUAUUCCUGACUGCUGGCGAAGUGCCGCUUGGGACACGCUGAUGUGUCGAUUCUCAAAGCAUGGCAAGAUGGAAACUACUCGGCUUGCUCAGGAGUACCGUAACGCUCUUGACCAGGCAUCUACAUAUGAUGUGCAGAUCGACCUGGAUGUACCUCGGACAAUUAGUGGCCAUGUAAUGUUCCGGACGAGAUAUGGCCAAGGGCAACGGUCACUCUUCCAUGUACUUCAUUGUCUAUCGCUGCAUUGUGAAACCUGCGGUUACUGUCAAGGCAUGGGUCCUAUAGCUGCCACCCUCUUGUGUUACUUCGAGCCAGAACGAGCAUACGCCUCUCUCGUCCGAUUGCAUGACGCGUAUCAGAUGCACACUAUUUUUAGUCCCGGCUUCCCCGGUCUGCUUGAGGCAAUCUAUGUGCAAGAACGGCUUACGGAGCAGAUGCUACCUGCCGUAUACGCUGCUUUCAAAAAGCACAUGGUAUCAACGACGGCAUAUGCCACGAAGUGGUAUAUCACCCUUUUUGCAAAUAGUGUGCCUUUCCAGACUCAGCUGCGUCUUUGGGACGCCUUCCUGCUGGAGGGGCACGAUAUUUUUGUCGUUGUGGCCGUAGCGAUUGUAUGGGUGUAUAGGGAUCACAUCACAUCGAACGCAGCAUCAUUCGAGACAGUGCUGUCUCUGCUUUCAUCAUUCUUCGUGCCGGAGGACGAGAAUGCUUUCCUCGCUUGGGUCGAAAAGGUAAUUGCAGACAAGAAGCUGCGGUCGAGCAUGCAGCACUGGAGAGCGGACUGGCAACGGCUGGUUGCAUCGGGCCAGCAUAACCAGGCAUUGUUGUAG
This is a messenger RNA of Fibroporia radiculosa, 2163 nucleotides long. RefSeq lists its product as uncharacterized. The record is from RefSeq and is a predicted model, not a curated record. Bases 1 to 2163 code for a protein of 720 amino acids. The transcript has 4 exons. NCBI's taxonomy places the organism in Eukaryota, Fungi, Basidiomycota, Agaricomycetes, Polyporales, Fibroporiaceae.